AUGGUCUGCCCAGCAGCAGCGGAGUGGUGGGACUGGCUCGAGAAGCUGGGCUUGGUCAGGGACCGACCACCGGCCACGCGCGUGGUCCAGGUAGUGGAGGAGAAAGGUGGCAGUAUCAAGUACAAGGCGAAGUACGAUGACAAGGACGCUAAGACAUCCCAAGCAGUGAAGAACUACAUGGAGCCGAUGCGCUCAGAUAGGAAUGCAUCGGCGGUGGAGUUGGCCCGUCGCAACUUGGAGACAUGCAGGCCUAAUUGGGCCCAUAUGGAAGGGGAGGAGGCAAUGGUCAGGGGUGAGUACUACAUUCGGGCUGAGCUGGACCAUGGGCUGACUAUCACUAAUGGCAACGUCGUGUGGUACUGUAUGCAGAUAUGGCCGGAUGCUGUGAUCGAUAAGCUGGGGACGAGGUGGAGGCCUCGGUCUAAUGCAGUGGCUCGCGGGAAAACCCAUGACCAUAAGCCUCAAGGGGAGAAGGGAGGGGUCUAUGUUGCUGACGAAGGCCACAAUGCGGUGGCCUGUAUUGGAUCACCGAUGCUGUGCCGAGCUGUGAUGCCCAUAUUGGCUGCGAUGGCAGCCGGUAUACCCGAUGCCAAGAUGGUAGCUAGCUGUGCUCCGGAGUUCGACAUCUUUUGGGAGUAUGUUGGCUGGAAUAAGCAUAUGCCGCCACCGGAGGCCCCUCCAGGCAAAUCCGAUGGCACUGGGAGAUGGCGAAAUUCGAGAGCGUAUGAUCAAGAGAACAACGAGGACGACACGUUCAUGGCUACACUGUAUACUCUGGCUAUCUCCUGUGGCUCGAAUAUUGUGGCGCGUGACGCUAUCAGGUUUAUGCAGGAAAACGAUGCCUUGCUAGAGCAGCUGUGGUGCAGUGUAGGAGAGUACAACCGUACCGCUGGGCAUUGGACGGGUGGCAACUGCAACCCUGGGGUGUCUUGGAGUCGAGAUGACUUCGUGGACCAGCUCAUGCUGUGGUGGCCCUUUGCCCUUAUAGAGGAGGUCGGAAGGUUCCGGUACCGUCCAGAGUUUAUGGAUAAGGGUGGAGUAUACCUAGACUUGGGAGGUUACUAUACCUGUGUGCAGACGAAGGAAGUCUGGGCUCAGGCUAUGAUGUGUAUGCUUAGUUCGAUAAUGUGUGGUAUACCAUCGGAAAUAGCAGCUCUUCUACCAGCUUGCGACCCCUUCUGGGACCUGGUCGUCGACAUUAAGGGGCCAGAGGCUGUGAGAGCCCAGCGGGAGGCAAUCAGGGAUGCCCGGGAUAGGCGCUUCGGCGAGGCUUGGCAGAGACAGCGUUUCUUCAAGCUCUACGGCAGUACGUCUGAAUUCAGACCUUCUCUCCCGAGAUCUCGACAACUCGUUGGAACUCAUGGGAGCCCUAGCAAUGAGAGUAAACCAAAGAAGGCCGGCUUCGAUAAGAGUAUGAGCGACCCCACGGCGGCUCUUGCACAUGACUUUGUAGAGGCACCGGCCUCAGCGAGGAGCUCAUCUCCAACGACUACGUCCGAACAUGGGGACAUCCGCCCCUGCAAGGAGGUUGUGUUUGCGGCUAUUGACUACUUCCAUGACCAGCGAGAUGUGGCCCGCAUGAAACGGGGGGAAAAGUUCUAUUGCCAGUAG
Molecule: messenger RNA, 1611 nt
Organism: Perkinsus marinus ATCC 50983
Lineage: Eukaryota; Perkinsozoa; Perkinsida; Perkinsidae
Exons: 12
Coding region: 1-1611 (536 amino acids)
Source: RefSeq, a predicted model, not a curated record